Messenger RNA from Enterobius vermicularis (human pinworm), 516 nucleotides. The record is from the annotation of a GenBank genome assembly. NCBI's taxonomy places the organism in Eukaryota, Metazoa, Nematoda, Chromadorea, Rhabditida, Oxyuridae.
AUGGGAGCCGCAGCAUCCGGAGUUCAGGCUCAAAUGCGUACAGAGCACGAACAAAAUGCCGCAUUUCCUUGGUGGGUACGGUUACUCGCAAAAGGCUUAGCAGUUAUUGGAGGCUUUAUUGCUAUAUUUUUUGCCGUGAUUGGUCUCGUAUCUUUGAACUACUUGUGCUUAAUGGCGUCUUUAUUCCAGCUGGUUUUUGGUCUCCUCGCAGUUGCUAUAGAAGCACCCUUCUGCUGCAUGUGCGUGGACUUCAUUGAAAAAAUAGCGAUGUUUUCUGAAUCUCGUAAACACUGGCAGAAAGCGGUUCUUUUCUGCGUGAUGGGGUCUAUACCCUUUAUUCUUUGCGCCCAGUUAAGCACCUUCCUUGGAUCCGGCCUAAUAUUUGCUUCCGGGGUGGUUUAUGGAUUCAUGGCUCUAGGGAAAAAAGCCGAUCUUUCCGGCGGCGCUACCGAUCCAGCUUGGAAUGCAAAUGUUAAUCAACCUCCGCCUUCAAUGAAUAACCCACCUGUAGCGUAG